This is a messenger RNA of Fonsecaea erecta, 669 nucleotides long. RefSeq lists its product as hypothetical. The coding region runs from base 1 to 669 and encodes 222 amino acids. The transcript is spliced from 2 exons. Gene Ontology annotation, molecular function: calcium ion binding. Lineage: Eukaryota; Fungi; Ascomycota; Eurotiomycetes; Chaetothyriales; Herpotrichiellaceae. The record is from RefSeq and is a predicted model, not a curated record.
AUGAUACUUCAGUCCAUCAUCCUGGCACUCCUCCUGUGGCUUCCUGGCAUAUGCGGGAAAUGUUGCCGAGAAGAUUCAGGAGGCGACUGCGGCGACAACUCCGUAGGCACGCCCUGCUGCGGGUACAAGGCUUGUAACGCCUUCUGUUGCUCUUGUCCUGGAGUCUCCGUCAUACGAGAGAUCAUCGACAAGAGUAGCACAGAAUGGACAUCCGUCAUCACUGCACCUUAUGACUGGGCACACUCGACUUACGAACAGUGGACUUGUCGUGCCAGCCACAUCACGACAUGGUAUCCUCCUCCAACAAAACGCGCCCUUCCUGAAGACACGGUGACAACCAUCCUCGGCUCCGGCGAGCCUGUGGCCACAAUCACGAAAAAGCCUCAACCCACCUUGACGACGAUGCUGUUGCAUGCCGCGUACAACCAGGACUCGCUUGCAGAACUGGAGGAGACAUUCAGCUCGGUGAGCAGGGGCGAAAAGAGAAAUGGCACGAGUGUCAUCACUCUAGACCAGUACUUCGGCUUCUUCAACGUCGCGGAUAAUGACACGCAGUCGGCAUUCGGCAAAUAUGUCGAGGCCAAGUUUCGAGCGCAUGACGGGAAUGGGGAUGGGUUGCUGACUGUCGAGGAAGCUCAGUUGCUGUGUGACAGCGAUGGGUGCUAUUGA